AUGUCCCGACCCCACGCUCUCGACGGUUUUCACGUCGACAUUCUCAAUUUCGUGCACGAGCGUCCUGUGGAACGUUACCUCUGGGAAGUGCUGGCUACUCUGGGCGCUCCUCCUAUCACGGGCCAGUACACCCAAGUGUCAGAGGCGUUUGGUGCUAGAGGCUCGCGCUACCGUCUCUUCUUCAACUCGGACGCAGCUCCUCGACUUUUCAAGAGCGUCGGCCGUCUCAUCGACAAGAUUAUCUUCGUGGGGCAGAACUACCGGGUGUAUGGCAAAGGGUGGUACAGCCACAAGAAAGGCUACCAGCGAAUUGACUUGGACAUAGCUGCAAAAGAAGAGCGCACCUCGAAGCCCACCAGCCCGUCACCGCGUCAAACCGGACACCCAAGUGGCAACAGCAAACGCACAUGUGUCGAGUCACCCCAACCUACCCCAUGGGUCAGUGUUCCCCGCCAGUCGACGUCCCGUCAUGCCCCAGGUUCCGCUGCUACUGCGCGUCCGUGGACGUCACCCAACAUGUUCGAUGCUCUGCGUGAACAUAUCGUGGUCGCACCAGCCCAGGCGACCAACACGACAGACGGCGCACGCAAGUUUUUCCCGUCCAUCUCCCCGCUCCAGACGCUCCAGUGGUCUUUCCCGCCAACAUGUACGUUGGUGGGACAAAGCCUGUGGGGCACUCAGUCACCCGAGUCGAAAUGUCUCUGGACGCGAUUCUCGAAGAGUUUACAUUGA
Messenger RNA from Aphanomyces invadans, 732 nucleotides. RefSeq lists its product as hypothetical. Lineage: Eukaryota; Oomycota; Saprolegniomycetes; Saprolegniales; Verrucalvaceae. Bases 1 to 732 code for a protein of 243 amino acids. The transcript has a single exon. The record is from RefSeq and is a predicted model, not a curated record.